Ostreococcus tauri is the source of this 1971-nucleotide messenger RNA. RefSeq names its product Peptidoglycan-binding lysin domain. The transcript has a single exon. Bases 1 to 1971 code for a protein of 656 amino acids. NCBI's taxonomy places the organism in Eukaryota, Viridiplantae, Chlorophyta, Mamiellophyceae, Mamiellales, Bathycoccaceae. The record is from RefSeq and is a predicted model, not a curated record.
AUGACGCGCGGGUCGGACGACGACGAUCGUCGAGCGCGCGAUGCGGGAGGGACGACGACGCGCGAGACGCGCGAGACGGGGGAGACGGGGGAGACGGAUCGAUCGAGUGGCGUGCAUGCUGAACGAUUACCAACGACGCGAGAUCCGCGGACGCGGAGCGAACGAGGGACGAGAGCGUCGACGGGUGACGACGUGGGGGGGGUGAAAGCGCGGUCGAGGAAGACGCGCGCGGGUGGGGGCGCGAACGCGAACGAGGGCGCGUUGGGGGCGCUCGGAGAGAGCGGACGCGCCAUGCUGGCGCUCGGCGGGAACGUCUACGUGCGGAGCGUCGAGGAUAAGCUCCCGAGCGGGGUGCGAGCGGUCGUGAGAGGUGCGAGGUGUGAGAUGCGGGCGGUGGCGGACGCUUUGUUCGCGGCGGCGUGGGCGACGACGGUGUUGGCGACGCGCGUGGCGUCGGCGGGCGCCGAGCGAGCGGGACGCGAAGGGACGAAAGCGCUGAGCGCGGGCGCGCGAGCGAGUGGGAAUCUCGCGGCGGCGACGGCGGUGAGGGUGAAGGCUUUGACGUCGGAGACGGCGGUGAAGACGAAGGAUUUCGCGCUCGAGGCGAUGGAGAAGGCGAAGAGUUUCACCGCGGUUGCAGCGACGAAGACAAAGACGCUCGCCGAGGGUGGCCGCACGCGCGUCGUCGACGGCCUCGCGGGAAUUAAGACGUUCGAUGCGUCCGGAGUCGCCGUAAGCGCCAAGGAAAAGACGCGCGAGGCGUUGCGAGGCGUGGACGCGGCUCGGCAGAAGACGGCAGAGAGCGUCAAGACGCUGAUUGACGUCAUUCCUCGUCGACUCCAAUCAACAGAGAAGACGUCGAAGCAGAGCGAUGAGAAACGCACGCGGGUCGUCUCCCAACCACAGGCGUCGCGCGCGGUGAGUCGCGAAGCGACGUCAUCGAAUCAUCGCGAAGCACCGGAGCGACUGUUCCCCAAACCAUCGAGCUCAAAGAGGGAGCUGCCUCUGGCGCCAAAGAUUUCGGUCGCCGAUCGUUUCAAUGCGCUUGUGCCGAAGGAAACUACGCAGAAAUUAAAGGAACGCAUGAAAGGAUUCGAGGAAGGGGUCGGGAGCUGGCCCGUGGUGGAGUUUAUGAAACCCAAAGUGAAGGAGCUCGUGCAAGCCGUCGCCGAGCGCCAACGCGACGUCGUCGCCAAAUUGCAAAUCUCCACCGAGGGCGGCGUGGAGACUCUCAACAAAGCGCGCUCCGGGAUUAGCUCUGAGAUGGUUCAACACGUGCGUGGGGUAAAAACGCACAUUGAGGGCGGUAUCGAUGGCUUGAAGGUUGCCGUCGCCAGCGGUGUCACAAGCGCUCGCGAGCGCAUCUUGAAACUCCCCAAGCGGCGUCCAAAAGAGCAACCGAAGCAAGUCGGCGGUGGCACCUUGCCGAGACGAAUCAUCGCGGGUAAUGAGUCCCAAGAGCGAAAUAACGUGCUGCGAAAGGAGAUCGACGCUGCGUCGCAUCGCGUUUACGGCGAGGAGGAGCUCCUUACCAAGCCGGUGCGCGUCGUCGUGCAGCCACGAGACAAUUUGUUCGAUCUCGCGAGCAUCGCCGGUAUCAGCGUCAUGGACCUGGCGCGAUACAACAGCUUGAAGCCCGAUCCACACACGCGCAUGCUUAAGCUUCAUCCCGGUCAGGUGCUCUACGUGCCGUCGCAGAGUUUGCUCGAUCGCCUUCCUGCCAUUGACGUCUCUCGUGAACCCCAGUACGAGCUCUCUAUCCUCGUCACCGAGGCCCCGAAGAAACUGGGCGUGAAGAAACAAAAGCGGCUCGUUCAUCCGUCUCGACACUCCAGGCAUCGAGAUCGUGAGAUGGACACCAAGGACAAGUCGAGCAACGCGUUUCUCACCGUCACUGGUUCGAUGGCGCUCGUCGCAUGCGCCAUCGCACUUCGCGGCGUCCGCCGCGAGAUGGAGGACGACGAGAACUGA